This is a messenger RNA of Nicotiana tabacum (common tobacco), 1994 nucleotides long. RefSeq lists its product as uncharacterized. NCBI's taxonomy places the organism in Eukaryota, Viridiplantae, Streptophyta, Magnoliopsida, Solanales, Solanaceae. Gene Ontology annotation, molecular function: DNA binding. The record is from RefSeq and is a predicted model, not a curated record.
UUGCUACUAUUAUCCACAUUUAUGUCUUUUUGCUUCUACGAUUCUUCAACUUUAUGUCCCUUACUCUUUUUUUCAUGUAUUCAAAUUAUGCAGAGCCACUGAAUCAAAGCUCAUUCCAGAGUCAUCAUCUUCAUUUUCGUGAUAUCCCAUAUCCGAGUCUUUAUCUAUAUUGUCUAUACAUAUAUACACACAUUUCGAACUCACUGAUUUUAGAUUCUGAUUUAUUUUUCUUCAACAUCCAUUAGAGACAAAUGUCUAUAUAUUUCAAGAAUUAAAAACAUACUAGAAAUUUUUGUUUUAUUUUUUUUCUCUGUCAAAUUCGAAUCACUAUAAAUAGAUCUAAAAAUACCAAACAUAAUCCAACAAGUAAUGCAAAAAGAAAAGGAAAAAAGGAAUCAAAAUAGUGGCCAUCUGUCACCAUCCGAUGCGAAGUCAACUGAUCUCAACCCUGUAAUCUAUAAGAAGAAAACUAAAAUAAGACAUUACUAGUAAUAAACUACGAUAACAAUAUAAAUUAAACAAUCCCAGAAACUUUUGCAGUUUUUAGUUUCAAUUAUAUUGGAGAAAUUGUGUACCCAUUUUACAGUUAGUUGGUUUGCUUCAUUUAUUUAUUUUUGGAAAAUUGGGUAGGUGGAAAAUGGCAAGCUCUGUGGAGAAAAAUGAAGUUGUUUCCAUUGAACUUCCAGCUCCUCCUGGUUGGAAGAAGAAGCAGUUUCUGCCUAAAACAGGAGGUACUCCAAAGAAGAAUGAAAUCGUAUUUACUGCACCAACAGGGGAGGAGAUCACCACAAGAAAACAGUUGGAACAGUACCUGAAGUCGCAUCCCGGUGGUCCACCAGUAGCAGAGUUUGAUUGGGGAACUGGUGAUACUCCAAGAAGAUCCCCAAGGAUUAGUGAAAAGGCAAAGGCAGCUCCAUCUCCGGCAGAAAGUGAGCCUGCUAAGAAACGAGGCAGAAAGUCUUCAGCUUCAAAGAAGGAUUCCAAUGAAGUCCCUGAAGAAACAGAAGCAGCAAAGGACGAUGACAUGGAAGAAGCUGAAGAACAUGAGAAGGAUACUGCAGCAGUGGAAGCUGAUAAGGAUGUUGAACAGAAACAAGACGAGAACCAAGAUGAAACUCAAGAUGGAGAGAGCGAAAUAGAGACGAAAGAGGAAGCUGAAGCUACUGAGAAGGAUGUAUCAAAGAAAGAUGAAAUUGAAUCUUCUGAGAAUGAUGGAAAGAAAGACGAAAGCCAAAAUGCCUAUGGCAAAGUAGAAGAUGCUCCUUCUGAAGAAGCUCAGGUUGAGAAAGAUGUCCAGAUGGCUGAUAACGUUGGACAUCCCAAAGAUGUUGAAGAGGCUGCUGGUGAUAAAGUAGCUGAUGGUCCUGAAGCUGCUAAAAUGAUUGAGGAGGAAAAGGAUGUACAGGUUCAAGAAAAAGUAGAAAACAUGCCUACUGAAACAGUGACAUCAGAUUCUAUCGCUGCUGAGGAAAAGAAGCAUCAAGCGGAAGGAGAACAGAACGAUGAGCAGAAAACUAGUGCUGCAACAACGAGCACUGAAGAUCAACAUAAUUUGAUGAACAGUGAAAAAAGUAAGGUGGAUGGUGAAGUAACUGAGAAUGGCAGCAACACUAAUGAGGCCAAGCCUUGAGCUGCAGUUUGAGUAGCUUCGUGCCACUUCUCUGCUCUCUCUCUGUCUAACCUUUUACUCCUACUUGCUUCUUUUCGAUGACUGUAUUGUCGUUAAAUUAUAGAUACUCUAAUUGUUCACGAGACGUCUGUAUGCAAAAUCUUAGAUUUAGGACCUAAAUAUUGCUCUGGUAGGACUUAUCGCCUGCAAAGAUAUUUGCACCACUACUAAUCUAUGUCAUAGAUUAGACCUUCAGCAGAAACACUAAUUGCGCUGAGGUAAUUUGUAGUUGUCAAGAUCGCCAUAGCUCGUUGUAUGAAACUCAGUGAUGUAAGCUUAUAUAAAGCCUUUGUGUUAUCUUGACUAACAAGGGAAUUGGCUAAUA